AUGUCAUCCUCCAUCCUCCAUCAGUGUCCAUUCUGUGGUCAUGUCUCUGAUAUCUCUCUUUCCUUGGCUGCAUUCAUCGAGAACCCACACUGUAUUCAGUGCGGCCUCUCAGUCUCUGAAGGCAACGGAAAGCUGCAAGACGAGCUGGCGGCCUUGUUCAAUCGACAAAUGACCAUAGAGUCGCCGCCCGAGCCUCGACCCCUUUCCUACAGCAUCUCGCAGCAUUAUCACCAUUCCACCCACGUAGUUCCUUCCCCGAACCCUCCACCUCAAGCCUGCACAGAUCCAGCCCCGAUAGAGAUCCUACAGCAUCAUGGUCUCGACCCUUCGACCAUGCUACCCCGCCAGCUGGACCUAUUCCAAAACGCAGAUGCCGAACAAAGACGGCGCUUGAUCCAGACAUGGCAGCUCUACGCCAGAUCCUCCGAGGGACUAGCGAAUUCGGAGUCGGUAUUUACUGGAGAAGACCUCCGGAUGGAUGAAAUCAAGACACAGGCAGAACCUUACAUGGUUUCCGGCUAUCAGACACACCAGCAGCCCACGGAACCUACCACAGGGCAUCCGUAUACAUCGGCAACGGACCCGGUAUACAAGUCUCAACACUGGUGGGAAGUGGCUGGGACAGAGCCUAUGGAGUCACAAUAUGGGGUAUUCCAAGAGAGGAACCGAUACGAUGCAGGCAGUGGUUUUGCUCAACCGUCCUUGUUCCACUAG
This is a messenger RNA of Penicillium pulvis, 714 nucleotides long. RefSeq lists its product as uncharacterized. The record is from RefSeq and is a predicted model, not a curated record. The coding region runs from base 1 to 714 and encodes 237 amino acids. The transcript is spliced from 2 exons. NCBI's taxonomy places the organism in Eukaryota, Fungi, Ascomycota, Eurotiomycetes, Eurotiales, Aspergillaceae.